This is a messenger RNA of Miscanthus lutarioriparius, 1845 nucleotides long. The record is from the annotation of a GenBank genome assembly. Lineage: Eukaryota; Viridiplantae; Streptophyta; Magnoliopsida; Poales; Poaceae.
AUGCGCCGGCAACGCCGCACCGGCGGCGGCCUCCGCCGGGUGCUGCUGCUACUCCCCUUCGCCGCGCUCGUUUCGGUCGCAACCUUCUCCCUACACUCCGCCGACCGCCUCCUCCCCAGCUCUGACACGGCGCAGCAGGCCGCUUCGCCGUCCCGGCACCGGCAGCAUCGGCUGCCCAUCUCCACCCUCGACGUGCGCGCGCUCGACGCCGCCGCCCCGGCCCCGCCGCUGCACGCGGCCGCCGCGCGCGCCUUCCGGUCCGGCGGCCGCCUCCUCCGCGACGUCCUCUCCUCCUCCCCCUCGUCAUCCGCCCCCGCGCCGCCGCCCGCGGCCGUGGGUGUCGGCGGCGCAACGCGGUGCCCGGCCUCGAUCACGCGGUCGGGCGCGUAUCUCCGCCUCCGCCAUGCUGGCGGCGGCGGCGUCCUGCUGCCCCUGCCCUGCGGGCUGGCGCUGGGGUCACACGUCACGCUGGUCGGCGCGCCGCGGGGCGGUGGAGGCGCCGCUGGCGUGGCGCAGUUUGCGGUGGAGCUGCGCGGGGAAGGCGACGGGGACGCGGCGCCGAGGAUACUGCACUUCAACCCGCGGCUCAGCGGGGACUGGAGCCGCCGCCCGGUGAUCGAGCUGAAUACGCGCUUCCGCGGACAAUGGGGACCCGCGCUCCGGUGCGAUGGCCGUCCGUCGCGCCCCGACGAGGAGACCGUUGAUGGAUUAGUGACAUGUGAGGAAUGGUCUGGAAACAUUGGUGGUGCAUCAGAGGAGUUGAAGAGAUUGUGGUUGCAGAACCGUGUUGCUGGAAAGAAUAACAGAAAUUGGAUACAUUGGCCAUAUCCAUUCUUGGAGGAAGAAUUGUUUGUUCUAACAUUAAGUGCUGGUUUAGAAGGCUACCAUUUUCAUGUUGAUGGGAAGCAUGUCACAUCUUUUCCUUACCGUGUUGGCUUUGUUCUUGAGGAUGCCAAAAUCUUUUCUGUGAAUGGUAAUAUUGACAUCAAAUCAAUAGUAGCUGGUUCUUUACCAACGGCUCAUCCAAGCAUUGUACAAAGAAAUCUGGAGUUGCUGACAGAACUAAAAACGCCUCCUCUUGGCAAAGAGAAUGUUGAGCUGUUCAUAGGCGUUCUUUCAGCAGGGAGCGAUUUCGCUGAGCGUAUGGCCGUGAGGAGAUCUUGGAUGUCUUUGGUGCGAAAUUCAUCAAGCAUAGUGGCACGUUUUUUUGUUGCAUUGAACGGCAGAAAGGAAGUGAAUGAAGAUUUGAUAAAAGAAGCAGAUUUCUUCAGGGACAUUGUCAUUGUCCCUUUUGCGGAUAGCUAUGAUCUGGUUGUUCUGAAGACUGUUGCCAUUUGUGACUAUGUGGCUCGUGUUGUUCCGGCGAAGUAUGUCAUGAAGUGUGAUGAUGAUACCUUUGUUAGACUUGAUUCAGUAAUGGCUGAAGUUAAAAAAAAUCCAAGAUGGCAAAAGCUUCUAUUUGGGGAACAUGAACUACUACCACAGGCCACUGCGGGAGGAAAAUGGGCUGUCUCAUACGAGGAGUGGCCCAGAGAAGAGUACCCGCCUUAUGCUGAUGGUGCAGGCUAUGUCGUUUCUUCUGACAUUGCAAACUUCGUCGCAUCUGAAAUGGAGAAUGGCCGACUAAAUAUGUUCAAGAUGGAGGAUGUGAGCAUGGGGAUGUGGGUGGGGCAAUUCAACCGCUCAGGGACGGGGAACACCGUGGCGUACGUCCACAGCGCCGGUUUCUGCCAGUCCGGCUGCGUCCAUGACUACCUCACCGCGCACUACCAGUCGCCGGCGCAGAUGGCGUGCCUCUGGGAGAUGCUUCGGCGAGGCAAGGCGUGGUGCUGCAACGCAAGGUGA